CCCAAUUUCUGAUCUAUCCCGGAGCCGUCGUGCAUUGAUUGGCGUCUUAGCUGGGCGAUUAUGCUCGCUGGCCGGUCCGCCGUGAAUUCGCAGGGAGCCGAGCCAGCUGAGCACGGGAGCCGGCGCUGAGCGGCGGAGAACAAGGGCAUGUCUCAGCCCGGCCGGCAGCUGCUGCCGGCGUGAAGCGAGGAUGAGGCCGCGGGAGGAGGCAGCUGCCCUGGCACCCUCCGAGAGCCCCUGCUCCUGCAGAGCCAUGUCCCGACCCCGGCGGGCUGCGCUGCGCUCCGGGCAGCUUUGAAGUUAGAGGAGGCAGUUGUGUUUAGAAAGGCAAGCGAUGAACUGAAGAUUAAACAUGUAUGGGAAUUAUCCUCACUUCAUUAAGUUUCCUGCAGGCUUUGGCAAUUCCCCUGUGCACACCAGCUCCACGUCCGUGAGCCUGUCCUCAGGCCUUUCCACGGGGAAUCCAGUGGAGGGGUCCCACAGCUACCUCGAGGCCCCGACGAAUGCCUCGCGGGCGCUGCCGUCACCCAUGAACACCAUCGGCUCCCCAGUGAACGCCCUGGGCUCGCCCUACAGGGUCAUUGCCUCCUCCCUCAGCUCACACCCCGUCGCUCUCUCCUCAGCCCCGGGCAUGAAUUUCAUGACACAUACCAGUCCACAGCUCAAUGUCCUGAACAAUGUCAGCAGCUCGGAGGAUGUCAAGCCCUUGCCGGGUCUCCCGGGGAUCGGGAGCAUGAAUUAUCCAUCUACAAGUCCAGGUUCCCUAGCCAAACACAUCUGUGCCAUCUGUGGGGACAGGUCCUCAGGGAAGCACUAUGGGGUGUACAGCUGUGAGGGCUGCAAAGGCUUCUUCAAGAGGACAAUCCGGAAGGAUCUGAUCUACACCUGCCGGGAUAACAAGGAUUGCCUCAUAGACAAGCGCCAGCGCAACCGCUGCCAGUACUGCCGCUAUCAGAAGUGCCUCGCCAUGGGGAUGAAGAGGGAAGCUGUGCAGGAAGAGAGGCAGAGGAGCAGGGAGCGCAGUGAGAACGAGGCCGAGUCCACAAGCAGUGGCAGCGAGGAUAUGCCCGUGGAGAGGAUCCUGGAAGCUGAGCUGGCAGUCGAACCCAAAACGGAGGCGUACAGUGAUGUGAGCACAGAGAGCUCGACAAAUGACCCUGUCACAAACAUCUGCCAUGCGGCUGACAAGCAGCUCUUCACACUCGUCGAGUGGGCCAAGCGCAUCCCCCACUUCUCUGACCUGACGCUGGAAGACCAAGUCAUUCUCCUCCGGGCAGGCUGGAAUGAGCUGCUCAUUGCCUCUUUCUCCCAUCGCUCCGUGUCAGUCCAGGACGGGAUCCUGCUGGCCACAGGCCUGCACGUGCACCGCAGCAGUGCCCACAGUGCUGGUGUGGGCUCCAUCUUUGACAGGGUUUUGACAGAGCUGGUGUCCAAAAUGAAAGACAUGCAGAUGGAUAAGUCGGAGCUGGGGUGCCUGCGAGCCAUUGUCCUGUUUAACCCAGAUGCCAAGGGUUUGUCCAGCCCCUCAGAAGUGGAAUCACUGAGGGAGAAGGUCUAUGCCACACUGGAAGCCUACACGAAGCAGAAGUACCCCGAGCAGCCAGGGCGGUUUGCCAAACUCCUCCUGCGUCUGCCGGCACUGCGGUCCAUCGGGCUGAAGUGCCUGGAGCACCUCUUCUUCUUCAAGCUGAUUGGAGACACCCCCAUCGACACCUUUCUCAUGGAGAUGCUGGAGACACCCCUGCAGGUCACUUGAGGGUCUGGCCCCUGUCUGGCCAGCCCCUGUCCCCCUGUGCCCCUGCACAGCCACCUGCCCCUCUGCUCUGAGCCUGUGAGAGCUCCAGAGAUGUCCUUUGCCCUCUGCUCCUCCUCGGUGGGAUUGUCGUGGUUUUGUACAGCUGUAAAUCACCCCCUCUAACCAUCCCUGGCUUGUCUGGGGGGGUCACAGAUCCCCUACCCAGCUAACCAUCCCCCUGCCCCCUGUACAGAUAAUUGCUUUAAAUUAUUUUUUCAUUCUCAAUAAAAGUCAACAAAACAAAAUAA
Molecule: messenger RNA, 2043 nt
Organism: Corvus hawaiiensis (hawaiian crow)
Lineage: Eukaryota; Metazoa; Chordata; Aves; Passeriformes; Corvidae
Gene: RXRG
Product: retinoid X receptor gamma
Exons: 10
Coding region: 353-1756 (467 amino acids)
Biological process (GO): retinoic acid receptor signaling pathway; cell differentiation; response to retinoic acid
Cellular component (GO): nucleus; RNA polymerase II transcription regulator complex
Molecular function (GO): nuclear receptor activity; zinc ion binding; retinoic acid-responsive element binding
Source: RefSeq, a predicted model, not a curated record